CGCGAACGCAUCGCGUUAUCCCGGGCUCCGGCCAAAUGCACCCGCUCCGCCGACUACCGUUGCUCCCACUGCCACGCGGUCCCGCACCCCGCCGCCUGCUAUUGGCCACGGCAUCCGCCGCCGCCGCUUCGCCGCUUCCAUGGCCAGGGCUCCACGCCUGGCGCAGGGCGCCGCCCAGCGACCUCCGCACGUGGGGCCCGAACGGUCCCUGCGCCUCAGACGUCGAUGAGCCGGCGGAUGACGCCGGCGCGGGCUCGUCGCUGGCGGAGAUGGGGGCGCUCGUGCUGUCCAACGCGGACCCCCUCGCCAAGGCGCGGCUCACUCACGCCGCCUUCUCCCGGUGGGCCGCCGGGCUCCCCGUCGGCCAGGCGACGGCCCCCGACCACCCCGCCAGGCCCGAUAAGCCCCUCGUGGUGACGCAGAAGGAGAUUACCACGCACAAGGAGAUGGGAGUGCCGCUCAACGCGUACAUGCUGCACAACCUGGCGCACGUCGAGCUCAACGCCAUCGACCUCGCCUGGGACACCGUCGUGCGGUUCGCGCCGCUCAGGGAUGCGCUAGGGAAUGGGUUCUUCGCUGAUUUCGCGCGUGUGGCCGAUGACGAGAGCCGACAUUUUCGGUGGUACUCACAGCGGCUCGCGGAGCUUGGGUUCAGUUAUGGUGAUAUGCCUGUUCACAAUCUUCUGUGGAGGGAGUGUGCAAAGUCCUCAAGCGAUGUUUCUGCACGAUUGGCAGUGAUUCCUUUGGUCCAGGAAGCCAGAGGACUAGAUGCUGGACCAAGAUUAGUCCAAAGGUUAUCUGGUUUUGGGGACCAUCGAUCUGCAGACAUUGUGGCAAGAGUAGCAGAGGAAGAGCUUGCACAUGUUUCUGUAGGUUUGUAUUGGUUUCUCAAAGUAUGCCAAAUGAUGGGUCGUGAACCGGGUGAUACUUUUAAAGACUUGAUAAAGGAGUACGGCGUUGUACUGAAGGGUCCAUUCAACUAUCCAGCUCGUGAUGAAGCUGGUAUACCCCGUGAAUGGUAUGACGAUAAGUUCAAACAAGAAGCUGCACAAAAACUUUCAGAGGUCCAUGAUAGACUAGCUUGUAUUGUUGAGAUGGAGAAAGAGAAUGCAAGUUUGAAUGGCUAAGUGCCACUUGAUGUACACGAGAGACUGGGUUUUGUCUGGAUGGAGUGAAAAGAUAAGGAAUCAUCAAAGCGUGUUAGACCUGUCAGUGGAUGCUUGGAGAGUUAUCUGCCGUCAGAUUUUUUUUUUGUUUGAUAACUGGGAAACCAGAUAUUGUAGGCCGGAGCCGGAAGCCGUGAACUGGUACCAUUAGGAUGGUGGAUUAGUCUUUUUCUAUUUUCUUUUGGAACUAGGGUGCUGUAUUACUUUGAGCAGAAUUAACGAUGGAUUGGUAGGACACAUCAAUUCUUCGUUCCGCUGCAGGCCUACUGAGUACCAAAUGUUGUGUUCAGCUCUGUAUCUAUGAUGUGAACAUGCAGUGCUACUGGGCUACUGGCUGUACAGUGAGUACCAAAUGCUCGUGCGCCCC
Molecule: messenger RNA, 1533 nt
Organism: Sorghum bicolor (sorghum)
Lineage: Eukaryota; Viridiplantae; Streptophyta; Magnoliopsida; Poales; Poaceae
Exons: 8
Coding region: 36-1127 (363 amino acids)
Source: RefSeq, a predicted model, not a curated record